Molecule: messenger RNA, 1441 nt
Organism: Lemur catta (Ring-tailed lemur)
Lineage: Eukaryota; Metazoa; Chordata; Mammalia; Primates; Lemuridae
Gene: HSD17B13
Product: hydroxysteroid 17-beta dehydrogenase 13
Exons: 7
Coding region: 97-999 (300 amino acids)
Cellular component (GO): lipid droplet
Molecular function (GO): oxidoreductase activity, acting on the CH-OH group of donors, NAD or NADP as acceptor
Source: RefSeq, a predicted model, not a curated record
CCUGAGCACAGCUCUUCCCCGGAGCUCUGUGCACAGGCAUCUCUUUCCCGGGACUAUACAAGGACUGAGCCAGAAGGAACUGGACAGAGCAGAGCCAUGAACAUUGUCUUGGAUAUCCUCCUGCUUCUGAUCACCAUCCUCUACUCCUACGUGGAGUCACUGGUGAAGUUUUUCAUUCCCCGGAGGAGGAAAUCUGUGGCCGGAGAGAUCGUUCUCAUUACCGGAGCCGGGCACGGGAUAGGCAGGCUGACUGCCUAUGAAUUUGCAAAACGGCAGAGCCGACUGGUUCUGUGGGAUAUUAACAAGCGUGGCGUUGAGGAAACUGCAGGUCAGUGCCGAAAACUGGGAGCCACUGUGCACGUGUUUGUUGUAGACUGCAGUAACAGAGAGGAGAUCUACAGCUCCGUGAAUCAGGUGAAGAAAGAAGUGGGUGAUGUGACCAUCGUGGUGAACAAUGCCGGGGCAGUAUAUCCAGCUGACCUUCUUAGUACCAAGGACGAAGAGAUUGCCAAAACAUUUGAGGUCAACAUCCUAGGACAUUUUUGGAUCACAAAAGCACUUCUUCCAUCGAUGAUGAAGAGAAAUCAUGGCCACAUUGUCACAGUGGCUUCCGUGUGCGGCCACGGUGUAAUCCCUUAUCUCAUCCCGUAUUGCUCCAGCAAAUUUGCUGCCGUUGGCUUUCACAGAGCUUUGACAUUGGAACUUCAAGCCUUGGGAAAAACUGGUAUCAAAACCUCAUGUCUCUGCCCGGUUUUUGUGAAUACUGGGUUCACCAAAAACCCAAGCACAAGAUUAUGGCCUGUAUUGGAGACCGAGGAAGUUGCAAGAAGCCUGAUAGAUGGAAUACUUACCAAUAAGAAAAUGAUUUUUGUUCCAUCAUAUGUCAGUAUCUCUGUAAUGCUAGAGAAGUUUCUUCCCGAACGUGCUUUGGCAGCUAUACAUCGUGUACAGGAUAUUCAAUUUGAAGCAGUUGUUGGCCACAAAAUCAAAAUGAAAUGAAUAAAUGAGCCACAGCCAGAGAUAUCUGCAGGUUAAUGAUAUGAAUCUAAGUUUAGAGUCAAUGCUUCAAAGCUCUAUUUCACAUUUUGCAGUCAUGUUGAUACUAAAAACGUUGGUUUGGCACUAGCAGCAGUAGAAUGAAUAAGACUAAUUACUUGUCUGUCUGUUUUGCAAGAAUAUUAAUGUAGUUUUUAAUAGUUGGAUCUGUUUUGCAUCCCACGUCUCUUAAAAAUUUCUGUGCUGACAUAAACAUACUUAAAAGGUCGUUUUUCUUUAAGAUAUAUUAUUUUUGUUUCUUUCCAUUUAAAGGUGGACAAAAACUACCUUCUUGAGAGUAAAUACAAAGAGAACUGAUUCACACAGGGAAGGUUUAAAACUGUUCUCAAGGCUGGGCACGGUGGCUCACGCCUGUAAUCCUAGCACUCUGGGAGGCCGAGGCGGG